Messenger RNA from Saccoglossus kowalevskii, 978 nucleotides. RefSeq names its product glyoxylate reductase/hydroxypyruvate reductase-like. Gene Ontology annotation, molecular function: hydroxypyruvate reductase (NADH) activity; glyoxylate reductase (NADPH) activity; NAD binding. Gene Ontology annotation, cellular component: cytosol. NCBI's taxonomy places the organism in Eukaryota, Metazoa, Hemichordata, Enteropneusta, Harrimaniidae. The record is from RefSeq and is a predicted model, not a curated record.
AUGAGUAGUGAGAAGCGUUUUAAAAUCUUCGUGACUCGGAAUAUUCCUCAGAAAGCACUAGAUAUUCUGCAGCCAGAAUGCCAUGUGACACAGUGGAAAUCAGACGAUCCGGUACCUCGAUCUGAGCUAUUGAAGAACGUUCCUGGAAUUGAUGGCCUUUAUUGCCUUCUAACUGAUACUAUUGAUGGUGAUAUUUUGACUGCAGCAGGUCCGAGUCUUAAAGCUGUUAGUACUAUGUCUGUUGGAUAUGACCAUAUUAAUCUUGCCGAACUGAAACGCAGGAACAUCCCACUUGGUUAUACCCCGGAUGUAUUGACGGAUGCUACCGCUGAAUUGACAGUGUCUCUUCUGUUAGCGACCUCAAGACGUCUCUUAGAAGCCGCUGAGCAAGUCAGAAAUGGUGGCUGGGGAUCCUGGGUUCCAUUAUGGAUGUGUGGAAGUGGACUUUCCAACAGCACAGUAGGAAUAGUUGGGUUAGGACGUAUUGGAAUGGCUGUCGGCCAGAGGUUGAAACCAUUUGGGGUCAAGAGAUUUUUAUACACUGGUAGGAGUCCUAAAUCAGAUUCUCAUCUUCUCCCGGCUGAAUUCGUAAGUCUUGAUGAUCUACUACUACAAUCAGAUUUUGUUAUAGCGUGCUGCUCACUGACACCCGAGACUACCGAUCUUUUUAAAACAGAAACCUUUGAGAAAAUGAAGAGUUCAGCAAUAUUUAUUAACACCAGCAGGGGUGGUGUUGUUAACCAAGAUGACUUACUAGAAGCCUUGGAAUCGGGAACAAUCAAAGCUGCCGGGUUGGAUGUUACUGUACCAGAACCACUGCCAACAGAUCAUCCAUUGCUUGAGCUAGAAAAUUGUGUUGUGUUACCACACAUUGGGAGUGCAACGGUGGAGACAAGGACAGAAAUGUCUGUACUAGCAGCGAACAACUUACUGGCCGGUUUAAAGGGUCAUCCCAUCCCAUGCCAAGUACAGUUUUGA